Messenger RNA from Gastrolobium bilobum, 3345 nucleotides. RefSeq names its product protein WEAK CHLOROPLAST MOVEMENT UNDER BLUE LIGHT 1-like. The record is from RefSeq and is a predicted model, not a curated record. The transcript is spliced from 6 exons. Lineage: Eukaryota; Viridiplantae; Streptophyta; Magnoliopsida; Fabales; Fabaceae. Bases 1 to 3345 code for a protein of 1114 amino acids.
AUGGCUAUGUAUAAUGAUCAUCGAGUCCCUGUGGUCACCUCAUAUCCCCCUGGACCUUACACUCACAACGUCGCUGCCCCUUACCCCCCACCAUUCCCUACUGGUUUUCCAUUCCACGGUUACGCAAUACCGCCUCAUAAUGCAGUCGUUCCACAACCUCAAGGAUCAUGUAUGUUUCCAGGCCCACCACAAUAUGGCGCCCAACAAGCCCCAGCCUUCUCUUACUCUGCAGAAGCCUUUCAAGCACCUCACCCACCGCCAGACUUACACGGUCGUAACCCGAACUUACGAGUAACACCCGCUAAUACCUCGAGACGCAACAAACCCUUGACUGAUAGCCUGCGCCUAACGCUCACACCUCUCGGUUUCAAAGGACCGUCUAAUAUAACGAUGUAUGUGGGCGACACUAAUCCCUUUGAAUGGAUCCAAAAGUUCGAAGCAGCAAUGACCCUUCAUGGCGAGAUAGAUCUCUUUACGUGCUGGACCUUCCCUACACUCCUCGGCGGGAGAGCAUUGACGUGGUACACCACUCUGCCAACCGAGAGUAUUGCGUCCUGGGAUGAUUUGGCGAGUAAGUUUCAUACCCAUUUCGCAACAAGCCACCCAAUGCCCAAAUCUGUCCAUUCCCUUGAAAAAAUUUGCCAGCAGUCAGGGGAACCCCUCAGAUCCUUUUUGGACCGCUUCGACAAAGAGGCUCUUCAGAGGGCGUUCGCAUAUGAGCUCGCCCGCCACGAAAUUACCGACCUUGAAGAGGACAAGAAAAAAGGUCAAGAAUUCAUGCGAAUUGAAGAGUAUAAGGGGAGUAGAGCAGAUGACUCCCAUAACCGAGAGAAGAAAGCUAAUAAAAAAGAUCACGUUGAUGAAGAGAGGAAAAGCCACGAAACAUCCAAAUAUUCCAGCCGCCCUUUAGGGCGUGAUACCCCAAGACGCCAAUCACACAACAUCCUGCAAAUUGAAUACAAAGAGCGCAAGAGUAACCCACAACACCAACAGCCAGCCAGAGAAAUCAUUGUAUACUGCAAAUUCCACCGUAGCAACGACCAUAACACCGAAGAAUGUAGAUCUCUCAAGGAUGAGAUUGAUGCGCUUAUCAAAAGAGGAGCCCAAAGGCAGACAAAUAAUUCUGGGCGUGAAAUUAGUUCUGAUAGGUGUCGCCGCGAACGCAGAAGGGCAUUAGAGUUUACGAUCAAUGACUUAACCCCUGUUGUUGGUGAACUGUCAAGUUUCAAAGCAACAGUCACCAAGCCCCUCGGCAUGAUAAAUCUGCGCUUAUCAAUGGGAACACCACCCACUUCAAGGUCAGCUGACAUCCAGUUCUUAGUGCUUGACACUCAAUCAGCAUACAACGCUAUUCUGGGCAGGAGGAUGUUUGCCGCUUUUGAGGCGAGCUUUUCUAAUCAGUUGAAUUUCAGACAUUUUGGUGGCACUCCCAAUUGCUGUUUGGGAACAGAUCCUGUGAGCAAUACUGAAGAGGUGCCACUUUCAAAAUCCUCUAUGGAACCACUUUCAGAAUCCCCUAAGGUUGGUGAUGAAACUUCACCAGGAAAUGUUGGUUCUCCUAAAGCUUCUAAGCGAGUCAUUGAUACAGCAGCACCUUUUGAAUCUGUCAAAGAUGCUGUGUCCAAGUUUGGAGGAAGAAUUGAUUGGAAAUCCCGUCGAACCCAGAGUCUUGAGAGAAGCAAGCUUGAAGGACAAGACUUUGGAAAAACAGAAACUGCUGAGGAAUUGGAAAGCACUAAGAAACUUAUUGAAGAACUCAAGCUUAACUUAGAAAGGGUAGAAAGAGAUGAGCUUCGGGCCAAAGAAGAGGCCGAACUUGUGAUUCUCAAAAUUGAAGAGAUGGAGCAGGAUAUUGUAAAUGAAGCUAGUUUUGAAGCCAAGGCACAACUUGAGGUUGAAAAAGCCAUGCAUACUGCUGCGCUUUCAGAUUUGGAAUUUAUGAAAAAGGAACUGGACUUGCUACAUAAGGAGUAUGUUUCUAUGUUGAGUGGAAAGGAUAUAGCUGUCAGCACUGCAGAAGAGGCUGUUGCUGCAGCCAUGGAGAUUGAAAAGGCAGUGGAAGAUUUGACUUGUGAGUUAAAUGCAACAAAGGAGUCGUUGAACUCCACUCGAACCGCUCACUUGGAAGCAGAGGAACAAAGAUCAGGAGCAGUGGAUCAAGAAUCUCACAACUGGAAGCUGGAACUUGUGGAAGCAGAAGAGGGGCUCCAAAGACUAAACCAGCAAGUUUUGUCAGCCAGGGUUCUCAAAUCUAAAUUGGAUGCAUCUUCCUCUUUACUGUCUGAUUUGAAAGCAGAAUUAGCAGCAUAUAUGGAAUCAAAACAAGAAGAUGAAAGCUAUAAAGCACAAGAAAAGGAACUUGAGGAAGUAAAGCUGAAAAUAGAGAAAGCAACUGCUGAGGUUAACAGCUUGAGGGGGGCUUCCAUGUUACUAAAAUCUAAACUAGAAGAAGAGAAGUUGGUUCUCAGCACCCUUAAGGAAAGUGAGGAAAAGGCUUCUGCUGCAGUUAUAACUCUCCAAGCUGAAAUGGAGAAGACAAGGUCUGCAAUAGCUUUUCUUCAAAUGGAAGAGAAAGAAGCAAGAGAAAUGAUGAAUGAGUUGCCCAAGAAACUGCAGGAAGCAGCACAAGAGGCUGAUCAGGCUAAAUCACUUGUUGAGGCUGCUCAGGUAGAGCUGCUUGAAGCACAAGAAGAGGCUGAACAAGCUAAGGCCAAUGCAAAUACAUUGGAAAGUAGAUUACUGGCAGCACAGAAGGUGAUAGAAGCUUCCAAGGUUGCUGAAAAGUUGGCUAAAGAUUCAAUUAAAGCAUUGGAAAAGAGUGAAUCAGCUAGAAGCAACAAUAGCAUGGAUUCUUCUUCACUUGUGACACUCACAGUAGAUGAAUAUCAUGAGCUCAGUAAGCGAGCCCAUAAGGCAGAAGAGCAAGCCAAUGUGAGGGUUGCAGCAGCUAAUUCUGAGAUUGAAACGGCUAAGGAGUCUGAGUUAAGAAGCUUGGAGAAGUUGGAAGAACUGAAUGAAGAGUUGUCUGUGAGAAGGGAAUCUCUGAAGAUUGCAACUGAGAAUGCUAAGAAGGCCACAGAAAGAAAGUUAGCUAUAGAAGAGGAGUUAAGAACAUGGAGGGCUGAACAAGAGGAACAAAGAAAGGCUGGUGAAUUGAAUGACCUGAAUACAGCUGCAACUGUGUCUGAUAAUGAUUUAUCAAGCUCAAAGGGUAAAGUUCCUUCAAAUGACACGGAUACUGGAUCAGCCUCUGAUACAAAGAGCAAAAAGAAGAAGAAGAAGUCAAUAUUUCCUUCGAAGCUUGUAAUGUUCUUUGCCAAGAGGAAAACGCACCCAUCCAAGUGA